Messenger RNA from Capsella rubella, 604 nucleotides. Its product is annotated as HVA22-like protein j. Lineage: Eukaryota; Viridiplantae; Streptophyta; Magnoliopsida; Brassicales; Brassicaceae. The record is from RefSeq and is a predicted model, not a curated record. Bases 44 to 547 code for a protein of 167 amino acids. The transcript has 6 exons.
AGACGUCAACCCUAAAGUCUGUAUAGUAGUUGUGGUUCGAAAGAUGCUCGGAGAUUUCAUUACAAGAAUCAUAAUAUUGCUUGUGGGUUACGCGUACCCUGCAUAUGGAUGCUACAAAAGCGUGGAAAAGAAAAAGCUUGAGAUUCACGAACUUCGAUACUGGUGCAAAUAUUGGAUCUUGGUUGGUCUUCUUACAGUGUUCGAAAGGAUAGGAGACAUCAUUGUAUCAUGGUUACCACUCUACGGAGAGAUCAAAAUCGCUCUUCUCAUCUACCUAUGGUACCCUAAAUCACAGGGUAUCAGCUAUGUCUACGAAGUUCUACUAUGUCCAUACAUGUCAAAGCAUGAACUGGACAUCGACAAAGGGAUCUCGGUCUUAAAGAGCAGAGGACAUUAUCUAAUCGUUCAACUAUUGCAAUGUGGCUAUCACUGGACUCUCCAAAUCUUCAGGCAAUUGCAAAAACAAUUCUAUAUCGAUAAGAAACUAAAUGUAUCAAAGUCAAAAGACAGACAACAAACAAGAACCUCGUUUAUGUUUCUCCGUUAGCAGCCACUCUAAACCACAAUCCCGAUAACCGGGAAUUUAGCCGCUGGUUCACCGGAA